Molecule: messenger RNA, 1405 nt
Organism: Symbiodinium sp. CCMP2456
Lineage: Eukaryota; Dinophyceae; Suessiales; Symbiodiniaceae
Source: the annotation of a GenBank genome assembly
AUGGCCAGACCGCCAAAAAGUCGAUGGAGCAUCAAGUGGUCGGACACACACAUCUUCAAAGCAGAGCAAGAAGGUGACAGCAUCUCGCCGAGUUGUGUCGAGGACUGGUGUCGCACGCUGGACUCGCAGCUAGAAGAACGGUUUGGGCCAACUGUGCCUGCGAAGCUGUCCGCUGCAAGCCUGAACUUCUCUCGAUGCAGCCUGGAUGACGCAGCCCUGACGAAGUUGCUGACCUACCUCUACAGCCGCGACAUAACCGUUCAGAUCCUGAAGCUCUUCAGGAACAACAUCACGGACUCCGGAGCCUGGGCUGUCGGCCAGUUCAUGGCGCACAGCUCCCAGGCAGUGCAUGAAGUGCACCUUAGCCACAACAGCAUCUCCGAAGAAGGUGCCGCGGCGCUCUUAGAGCUUAUUGUUGGACCGCUUGGAGGAUAUGGCCUCCGAGGCGAGCAGACUCCGACAGCAGAUCUUGAAUGCCAGGAAUCGGUAAGCUUCCACACGAACACCGCGAAGCAAAUUGCACAAUAUCACUGUCGGUUGCAAGCGAUGCGCAGCAACAUUACAGCAGACAGAGAAGAGGCCAACCUUCUGCGACAGAACUGUCGCAAUGACGAUCGCAAGAAACAGAGCCAGCAGGCGCAGGCUAGGAAGCUCAAUCAAGAAGCUGAGCUGUGCAAAGCGCACAAGGCAAAGCUGGUUGUUGACGUGCAGACCGAGUCGGACAGAGUGGCUGCUCUCCGGGCAGCUGUGAAGACCUACGAGCAGCGCUUAAAGGAAGUGCUGGAGCGAAAGGUCUUGGCGGAGGCGGAGGUCAUGGCAGCCAAAAUGUCGCAAUCGGCGCAAAAGGAGCAGGAGGACGAGACGAGGAACUUCACAAUGCUCACAGGGAGCGACGAUGAGCAAGAGGAUGACAAUGAGGAGGAAGAAGCAAGAGUCCUGAACGAGCUGGAGCUGUCAUACGAAGGCCUUGAGUUGUCGUCGAUCAUGCCUAUCCCUGCAGCAGUGCGGUUGGCCACAGGCCACAUCUCACACCAAGACACGAUGUCGAAAGCAGACAUCCCCGAAACGGGCUUCCUGGAGCGAGAAGGCGUCGAGUUUGGCCGAUGGACACGGCCAUCUCCAAGUGGAAACGCAGAAUGGACGGAAGAAGAGCUGGAGGCGGAGUACGGCGAGCACCUCCGAAACUUGGAGAAAGUUCUCCUAGAGCUUCGCCAGGAGCAGGCAGAGCAAGCCGAGGAGCAACGCUGCCAGUCGCGGCUCGCCGCCCUCAAGCAGAAGAAGAGGGAGGAGGCCGCAGCGGCUGCAGCUGUUGCGGGAAAUCGUUCUCCGUGGAACAUUGGGAAGUGGAUGAGGAGGGAGAAGACCGAGGCCCCGACGCCAAAGGUGUCUGUGGUGUCCGGGUUCA